AUGGACAACUUCCGCCUGUUCUGGGAAGUGUAUCUAGUUAUUCUGGGCUUGGACAAUGCAGGCAAGACCACAACAACACGUAGUAUUAAAGGAGUUUCCAGCGAUCUCGUUGCACCCACGAUCGGUUUCGAUCGAAUCGAAUUUGCCGUGGACCGGUUUAAUAUCAAUCUGUACGACCUGGGAGGUGGACGUACCAUCCGAGAUAUUUGGCAAACCUACUUUGCCGAAAUACACGGGGUCAUUUUUGUGGUUGAUUCUAGCGCUCCGGAGCGUCUCGAAGAAUGUCAGACUGUGCUCGGAAAACUGUUUGCGCAUCCGUCAAUUAGCGGGAAGCCAGUUCUGUUAUUGGCUAACAAGCAAGACGUUGAAGAAGCCAUGGAUGAGGCGGACUUGAUUCAUGCGUUACAACUUGAUUAUUUGGCAAACGAAUACCGAUGUCCAUGCAGAUUGGAACGGUGCUGUGCCCUUCUUCGACCCGGAAAGAAAUUGGACAAAGCCAUUCGAACUGGAUUGCGUUGGCUAUUGGCCUAUAUCGAGUCGGAAUGGGACACACUGGACCAACGAAUUCGCACAGAUGUGGCGAGACAAACCCAGGAACAAGCAUUGGAACGAGAGGCACGUCGGGAACGCGUGCGGUUGGUACGAGAGAAACGAGAACGACUCGAACGGGAACGUGCCGUGACUGAGGCUGCGGCCGCGACGAGUAACCGAAGUGUUGUGGACUCUGUCCGGGAGAACGGAUUCAGUAAAAUGGACCAAGGUGAUGCCAGCCUCACAACCAUAGGCUCGGAAUCCGUCGGAAAACCAGAAUGUGUCCGGGAGAAUGAGAAGCAUUUGAUACAACCGCAAACAGUCCCACAAGUUGGACCCUUAACACCAGCUCCUUCGAAUAGUGCAUCACCAUCAGUAGCAUCGCCGGUUCAUCAGCCUGUGAAUCGCACGAAUAACCGAAACUCGUUUGAUUUCACCUCUGCGCCUGAACCUAUCCUUGUCCGUGAGAGUGCGUUUACACCUAAAUCUACCGGAAGGCCAUCGGUGUCCAAUGCCCGAUCCCUAAUGAACUCACACGAACUACGUCGGCAGAUUCAGAUCGCGUGCAGUAUUGAUUUGAACCCGACAGCGGGACAAAAACACACGCUGGAUCAUCACGGAGAGACGAUAAAAAUUGAGGAACUAGAUGAAACAGAGGAGGGGAUCUCAUCAGUUAGUAGAAAUGAUGAACCGGUACAUCUCGCGGGCAAUUCACCUUCGCGAAACGGACAGGAAAACGAUCCGGUAGUGGUGACUAAAAUGACACCGUCAGCGGAUCGAUGUGUAUCGGUUAUAUCGGUGAAGGACGAAACUGCACUAAAUCCGUUCGGGGAGCACGGAGAGCGAUCCGAAACUGUGGAACCUCAAACAACCCAAACUAGUCUGGACAGUGUGCAUGAAGAGUGCCAUAAAACAAAAACUGGUAUUAUCCCACCCAUGGUUGAUACACUAUAUGGCAAAAAGAAGCAAUCAAUAUCUAGUAUAGCACUCAUUCGGAUGCGAAUGGAUUGUAAACGAUUCCGAUGGAUCAAACAAUUCACAAAAUACACUCCGUAG
Molecule: messenger RNA, 1587 nt
Organism: Echinostoma caproni
Lineage: Eukaryota; Metazoa; Platyhelminthes; Trematoda; Plagiorchiida; Echinostomatidae
Source: the annotation of a GenBank genome assembly